This is a messenger RNA of Rangifer tarandus platyrhynchus (Svalbard reindeer), 1557 nucleotides long. NCBI's taxonomy places the organism in Eukaryota, Metazoa, Chordata, Mammalia, Artiodactyla, Cervidae. The record is from the annotation of a GenBank genome assembly.
AUGGCGGCGGUAGCCGCGAGCUCCGCGGACCCGCCGGAAAGCAAGACUGCGGUGGCGCCGGGCUCGACCGCUGACUGUCGUAAAACGCGCUCAGGCCGCUUGAUGGCAGCGAUGACGGGCUCAAGGGCGGCUUGGCCCCGCCACGCCGCGCCUCCGCCCCCGCUACGCCCCGGUGCAGGAGGGGCUCGAGCCCCGCCCCCUUCAGAGUCCACGUCCCUUUUGUCUACUUUGUUCGUCCUUGGAAAAGUCUCCGUGAAUAACCUGCUGCCGGCACGUUUAUCUGACGCCACUCAAGACUUGGAGGAAAGGCUCUUGUCUUGCGGUGGGGGGGUGCGGUGGGGAGUGCCCAGGCUCACCGCGGGGCUCCCCUCGGUGCGCCAGGCGCUCCAGGUCGGGCGUCUUCGCCACCAGAUUGUGCUCAGGGCCGGCUCUGAGUCACGGCUCGCCCCAUGCCUCCGAGUCUCCGCCGCCUUGGCCACCGCCGGUGCCGGGUCCCUCGCGGGCGGGGAAGGCGGAGUCUGGUGGGAAGGCGGUCGGCCGGGUCAGCACUUCCUAGGCCUCCGGGCCGCCCUCCCAUCCACCGCCGAGGCGGAGCCAGGGCCGCGCCCGCCCGCCGGGAAGGGUGAGGCCGGCGAACUGGCCUCGACGGGGCGCCAUGCUCUGCUCCUGCUCCUCCUCCUGGCCAGUGGGGCUGAGACCUUUCACAUCUGUGCCUUCAAUGCGCAGAGGCUGACACUUGCCAAGAUGGCCAGGGAACCUGUGCUUGAUACCUUAGUGAAGAUCCUGGCUCGCUGUGACAUCAUGGUGCUGCAGGAGGUGGUGGACUCUUCUGACAGUGCCAUCCCCCUCUUGCUUCGAGACCUCAAUCGAUUUGGUGACUCCGGGCCCUACGCCUCCCACAGCAGCCGCCUGCUGGGGCGCAGCACAUACAAGGAGAAGUACGUGUAUAUCUACCGGUCACAUGAGGCAGAGGUUCGGGACUCCUACGUGUACAAGGAUCAGGAUGACCUCUUUAUCCGGGAGCCCUUUGUGUGCUGGUUCUCUUUACACAGCAAGGUUCUUCCCAGCCUGGUGCUGGUCCCACUGCACACCACUCCGAAGGCCGUGGAGACAGAGCUGAAUGCCCUGUAUGACGUGUUUCUGGAUGCUUCCAGGCGCUGGCAGACCAAGGAUGUGAUCCUGCUUGGGGACUUCAAUGCUGACUGUGCGUCGCUGACCAAAAAGCGCCUGGAUGACCUAGUCCUUCGGACUCAGGCCGGCUUCCACUGGGCUAUCGCUGACGGCGUGGACACUACGGUGCGGGCUAGCACCCACUGCACCUAUGACCGCAUCGUGCUCCAUGGGGAGCACCUCAAGAGCCUGCUGCGUGGUGCGGCCUCCUUCGACUUUCCCCAGAGCUUUGGGCUCACUGAGCAGGAGGCCCUCAACAUCAGUGAUCACUACCCUGUGGAGGUGGACCUGGCGCUGAGCCGGGCAGCACAUGGGGUCCAGCCCCCUGGCCUGGCCACUCUGUGGCUGUCACUGCUGCUGCCCCUCCAGCUGGGCCUGGUGGCCUGA